UUAGUAAUAUUUUUUGAUUAGAUAAUCUCAUAACAAUGUCAUAUUGAGAGUUAAAUAAAUUUUAUUUUGAUUAAUUUUAAUAUUCAUCUAUAAUUAUUCUAAUCAUUCUCUUGUUUGAAUAAAAAUCUAGCUCUCAAGAUGGUGUUGACCGAUCAUGUUUCAUUACCAUCUGAUGAACAAUUAACUGUUACUGAAAUUAAUUUAUCCACAUCGGCAUUGAGAGCUGGAGCUUUCCAUGUAGGCAAAGUUUGUGAACACGAAAACAAUGAAUUUGUAUUGUGUCGACAAGAGCUAGAUGAUCCAAGAGGUUGUUUAGCUGAAGGUAAAGUGGUUACAAAUUGUGCUCUGAAUUUUUUUCGAAAUGUUAAAAGAACCUGUGCUGAUGAAUUUACUCAAUAUGCAAAUUGUUUAGAUAAAUCUAGUGGAAAUUUCGAUUUUACUCGCUGUCGCAAAACACAAGCUGUAUAUGAUAAAUGUGUUAAAGAUAAUUUAAAUAUUGAUCGUCCUGAAUACGGAUACUUUUGUCGUCCAAAAAUUCAUAAAACCAAUCGUAAGAAGCCAGAAGAAGAACCGAUUGCAGUUUAUCCAGAUGCCACACCUGGCUUGCCAGAUGAUUAUCCAAGAUAUCCAGCCAAAUAUGGAUCACGGUUUCAUACUAUCAAUUGAAUUUUCAAUCGUUUAUUGUAUGUAUUUCUUAUUUAAGAAUAUAGAAAUAUUGUAAGAAAUACAAAUUGUAGUUGGCAUCAUAUUGUACAUUUUGUUAGUUUUAUCCAAAUAAAAUAUUGAAGAUUGCAA
This is a messenger RNA of Chrysoperla carnea, 795 nucleotides long. RefSeq names its product NADH dehydrogenase [ubiquinone] 1 alpha subcomplex subunit 8 (gene ND-19). The transcript has 3 exons. Lineage: Eukaryota; Metazoa; Arthropoda; Insecta; Neuroptera; Chrysopidae. Gene Ontology annotation, biological process: mitochondrial electron transport, NADH to ubiquinone. The record is from RefSeq and is a predicted model, not a curated record. Bases 139 to 666 code for a protein of 175 amino acids.